This is a messenger RNA of Gastrolobium bilobum, 1182 nucleotides long. Its product is annotated as glycosyltransferase BC10-like. Lineage: Eukaryota; Viridiplantae; Streptophyta; Magnoliopsida; Fabales; Fabaceae. Gene Ontology annotation, molecular function: glycosyltransferase activity. The record is from RefSeq and is a predicted model, not a curated record. Gene Ontology annotation, cellular component: membrane. The transcript has 2 exons. Bases 1 to 1182 code for a protein of 393 amino acids.
AUGGAGCAUAAUCCAUCUCAGCUAGUUUCUAAGCCAUUCAUUGGUAACUUAUAUGGGAACAUAAACCGUGUUUAUCACUUGAUCUUCUUUAUUAUUGGUAUUUCACUAGGAAUAGUUGCAACUUUAUGCUAUAAUAGCCUAUCUUUAAAUUUACAAGCUUUUCUAUAUCCUGUGAUGACUCCACUCACAACAUUGCUUCCACCACCACCCCCAUUAACAUUUUCAUCUUCAUCACUGAUCACAAAGUCCAACUCUAACAGUACUGAAUUAAGGACAUCUCUCAUGCACAACAUGACAGACCAAGAGUUGUUCCUCAAAGCAUCUAUGGAAUCAGGAAUUCAAGAUUUCCCUAACAAAGCCAUUCCAAAAGUGGCUUUCAUGUUUUUGGCAAAAGGUGCACUGCCCCUGGCACCCUUGUGGGAGAACUUCUUCAAAGGCCAUGAAGGUUUUUAUUCCAUUUACUUGCACCAACAUCCUUCUUUCAAUGAAACUCUGCCUAAAGAUUCUGUAUUCUAUGGAAGAAAAGUUCCUAGCCAGCCAGUGUUUUGGGGUACAUCAUCAAUGAUAGAUGCUGAAAAACGUCUUCUAUCAAAUGCACUCAUGGACUUAUCCAAUCAACGUUUUGUGCUGCUCUCAGAAGCCUGCAUCCCCUUAUUUGGUUUCAAAACCAUAUAUGGCUAUAUCAUGAACUCAAGCCUUAGCUUCUUAGGCUCAUUUGAUGACCCAACAAAAGCUGGCAGAGGAAGAUACAAUCCAAAAAUGAGGCCUGUAAUUAACAUAACCGAUUGGAGAAAAGGGUCUCAAUGGUUUGAAGUGGAUCGUGAGCUAGCCAUUCACAUUGUAUCUGACACCAAAUACUACUCUAUAUUUAGACAUUACUGUCUUCCACCAUGCUAUGGGGAUGAGCAUUAUUUCGCAACUUUUGUGCAUAUGAUGUACCCUGAAUUGAACUCUAAUCGCAGCCUCACUUGGGUGGAUUGGUCAAGGGGUGGUCCUCAUCCUCGAAGAUAUGGGCGAGGUGAUAUUACAUAUGAGUUUUUGAACCAAAUUCGUAAUGGAUCAACAUGUGUUUAUAAUGGGAACACUACGAACAUAUGUUUCCUUUUUGCAAGGAAGUUUCAUCCAAGCACAUUGAAGCCUUUAUUGCGAGUGUCUCCCUUGUUGCAUGGUAUUGGUCCUUAG